CAGAGAUUUAACGAGGGUUUUUCCAUUUUUGCAAAAACGUAAGUUCGCAAGAUAAACCAACGCAGUUUGUUCAGUGAACAUCAAAACAUGUCCUUCGACCAACGGAAAGCAGCCACGCUAGCAUCACUCAACUCCUCCGUCACUGACAAAUCACCGAAAGGAACGUUAGACACCCCCAUCAUCCCCCUCAUCAACGCCCUCAACUCCCAUCCCAAUUACUUCACCACCAGCUCCUGCUCCGGCCGCAUCUCGCUCUUCUCCCACCCCAAGAACCGCCCCAAGGGUGGCGCCUGGCUCUACAUCACCCACGACCCAGCCGACGCUGAGUCCGUCGUCUCCCUCCUCUAUCGUUCCCCACCGAGCCACUUACCCAGCUGCGUCCUGCCCACGCCGAACGAUCUGGUGUUCCGGUUCGAACCGUUGAUAGUGGCUGUUGAGUGCAGGGACGUCGAGUCAGCUCAGUCCUUGGUAUCGAUUGCGGUGUCUUGCGGGCUCAGAGAGUCCGGGGUAGCGAGUGUGAGUAAGCGAGUGAUCGUCGGGAUACGGUGCUCGAUAAGGCUGGAGGUGCCAUUUGGAGAGAAUGGUGCCAUUUUGGUGUCAAGAGAGUACGUGAGGUUUCUCGUGGGUGUGGCUAAUGAGAAAAUGGAGGCUAAUAGGAGGAGGACUGAAGGGUUUUUACAAGCUUUGAUGGGUUGUAAUGGGUUGGGGCUCUCGGUUUCCACGAACGAUGAGAAUGGGAAUCAUGUGGAUGAGGAGAAAGUAAAGGCUGAUGAUUCCCAGUUUGGUAAUUACGUUUGUAAUGUGGGCAUUACUUGGCCAGCGGGAGAUUCUAGUUGCAGUCUGUCUGCUACUCAGAUAAUGAUUUCUGGUGACCCUAUAGAGAAGUCAUACCUUUGGGGUCAUUCAGCUUGCACAUUGGGAACCACCAAUUGCGAUUACAAGAUUCUUGUAUUUGGUGGUUUUGGGGGUAUGGGAAGACAUGGACGCAGAAAUGAUACUUUACUGCUAGAUCCAUUACAAGGAACAUUAAAAGUAAUUCAUGCUGAGAGCUUUCCAUCUCCACGCUUGGGUCACACUUCUUCUUUGGUUGGAGAUCGCAUGUUUGUUAUUGGAGGCCGGGAUCAUCCCUUGAACAUCCUGAGUGAUGUAUGGGUUUUCAAUAUAAACAAUAAUGCAUGGACAUUGGUAGAAUGUGCUGGUUGUGUUUUUCCUCCUAGGCAUCGGCAUGCUGCAGCAGUUGUAGGCUCAAAGAUAUAUGUGUUCGGUGGUCUUAACAAUGGUACAAUCUUUUCAUCUUUGCAUGUGCUCGACUCAGAUAAUCUCCAAUGGGAAGAAUUAUUGGUCAGUGGGGAAUUGCCCUGUGCCCGACAUUCUCAUGCAAUGGUGGCAUAUGGAUCUAAGUUAUACAUGUUUGGAGGGUUCAAUGGAGAGAAACCGCUUGGAGAUUUUUACAGUUUUGAUGUCCAUACAUGUUUAUGGAAGAGGGAAGAGGUAGCAGGAAGAACUCCAAAUGCUAGGUUCUCCCACUCAAUGUUUCUCUACAAAAAUUAUCUUGGAGUGAUUGGGGGUUGUCCAGUCGGACAACAUUACCAAGAUUUGGCAUUACUUGAUCUGCAGCUCCAAAUGUGGAAACAUGUGAAACUCGAUUCCAUGAGUAAAGAGUUGUUUGUCCGGUCUACUGCCAAUGUGGUUGGUGAUGAUCUUAUAAUGAUCGGUGGUGGUGCCGCUUGCUAUGCUUUUGGAUCAAAGUUUAGUGAGCCAAUUAAAAUCAACUUGCUCCCAGCCCCCAUAGUGUCCUUUGAUGAUUAUCACACACCUGCAGAGAUUGGAGAAAAGCUUGUAAUUCACCAGUGUGAAGGGGUAACAGAAGAAAAGAACAUUGAUGUUCAAGGUACAAAAACUGGGGAUUUACAGAUUUCAACUCCAAAUUCUGACUUAAAUUCUGAGGCCGAAUCACAUUCUGUGAACAGUGGACAUCAGAUGGUUGCUUCACACUGGGUUAUGCAACUUGAUAGAAAAUAUGCCAAGUUAGGGAAAGACAUAUUGAAAAAGUUUGGAUGGUUAGACCUUGUAAGGAAGGCUUAUCCACGGGAAGAUGGAAUACAUAUAUGUUUCCCCGUGACACAAAAAUUCUGCUCUAUGUUCCAUGAAAAGCAGCAUUUUUUUGGAGCUGAAUCUGAAGCAUUGCAUCUUCUUGAGGAAUGUGGGUCCACUAAGCAGGCAGAUGAAGUUGUUGAAGUCAGAAGAACUUCCAAAUCUCCCUUAACAACAAUGACUGAAGCAGUUGCUUCUUUGAUUCAGUGUAAAGGCCUGUCACCUUCACUCUUAGAGCAGCUACCCUCUAGAUGGGAACGGCUUGGGGAUAUUGUUGUGCUUCCAGUGACAUCCUUCAAGGACCCAGUAUGGGACUCCAUUGGUGAAAAGCUUUGGCCUACCAUUGCCAAGUCACUUAAGGCUUCUCGUCUUGCUCGUCAAGGUCGAGUUGCAUCAACUGGUACAAGGGAUAGUACUUUGGAGAUGCUUGUAGGAGAUAAUGGCUGGGUCAACCAUUGUGAGAAUGGGAUUCUCUAUUCCUUUGAUGCUACCAAGUGCAUGUUCUCCUGGGGCAAUCUCUCUGAAAA
Messenger RNA from Pistacia vera, 2621 nucleotides. RefSeq names its product tRNA wybutosine-synthesizing protein 2/3/4-like. Gene Ontology annotation, molecular function: protein binding. NCBI's taxonomy places the organism in Eukaryota, Viridiplantae, Streptophyta, Magnoliopsida, Sapindales, Anacardiaceae. The annotation marks the transcript as partial. The record is from RefSeq and is a predicted model, not a curated record. The transcript has 6 exons.